GAAAUGAAAAACCAAUCUGCUAGAACGGAGUUUCUGUUGAGAGGUUUGGCACAUUCCCCUGAAUUACAAAUCCUUCUAUUCUGCCUAUUCACACUCAUCUAUGUUAUAGCAUUAGCAGGCAAUGCCCUCCUCAUCUUUACCAUUUGCACAUGCAAAAAACUUCAUAAUCCCAUGUACUUCCUGCUCAUCAAUUUGUCCUUAGUGAAUGUGCUCUCCAUCUCAGUUACAACUCCCAAACUGAUCCAGACUCUUUUGACUCACAGAAAAAACAUCUCGUUUCAUGGCUGCAUCACACAGGUUUACCUCUUCAUAUGGCUAUUGGUGACAGAACUUCUGCUCCUCACAUGUAUGGCUUUCGACCGUUAUGCUGCUAUUUGUCAACCUUUGAGAUAUGUAUUUAUCAUGAAGAAGGAAUUCUGUGUCAGCAUUGUGAUGGCUGCGUGGGUUACAGGAAUGAUCAAUUCAGCAGUUCACACUGGACUUGCUCUACAACUCUCUUUUUGUAACUCCAACAUCAUCAAUCAUUUCUUCUGUGAUUUGCCCCCACUUUUAAAGCUCUCAUCCUCAGACACCAGUUUGAAUGAGACCAUGGCCUUCAUGGCAGAUGUGAUAUUUGGGAUCUGCAGUUGUGGGUUGACUCUAACUUCGUAUUUGUUCAUUCUGAGAGCCAUCUUCAAAAUCCGUUCCACUGAAGGGAAAAAGAAAGCUUUCUCCACAUGUUCCUCACAUCUCAUUGUAGUUAGCUUUUACUUUUCCACAGUUAUCUAUACAUAUAUCAGACCCACCUCAGUGUACUCUCUAGAUAUAGACAAGUUUGUGUCUCUCAUUUAUUCAGUGGUAACUCCACUUCUCAACCCAGUCGUAUAUUCUCUGAGAAACAAAGAGGUGAAAGAAGUUGUAAAGAUGCUACUUAGAAGAAGCAAGCUGCUCCCACAACUUCAGGGUGAUAUACAGAAACAUUUCAAACAAAACUCAGUUAAAACACAUAUACUUCCUGAAAACUGA
Messenger RNA from Varanus komodoensis (Komodo dragon), 1005 nucleotides. Its product is annotated as olfactory receptor 13G1-like. The transcript has a single exon. Lineage: Eukaryota; Metazoa; Chordata; Lepidosauria; Squamata; Varanidae. Gene Ontology annotation, biological process: G protein-coupled receptor signaling pathway. Gene Ontology annotation, molecular function: olfactory receptor activity; G protein-coupled receptor activity. Gene Ontology annotation, cellular component: membrane. Bases 4 to 1005 code for a protein of 333 amino acids. The record is from RefSeq and is a predicted model, not a curated record.